Molecule: messenger RNA, 4432 nt
Organism: Prosopis cineraria
Lineage: Eukaryota; Viridiplantae; Streptophyta; Magnoliopsida; Fabales; Fabaceae
Product: ABC transporter G family member 32-like
Exons: 24
Coding region: 125-4363 (1412 amino acids)
Cellular component (GO): membrane
Molecular function (GO): ATP binding; ABC-type transporter activity; ATP hydrolysis activity
Source: RefSeq, a predicted model, not a curated record
CGCAUACUCUCCCCCUCACUGCUCUCUGCCCUUUCUUCUCUGAAACCGUAUCGGCAUUAAUUAAGUGGGCAUUGGAUGUGUUUGGGAGCGUGAAGAGAGGCGCUGUGGAUUCUUGCGUGACGAAAUGUGGAACUCCGGCGAGAAUGUGUUCGCAGGAACGGCGUCCUUGAGGGAAGACGAGCGGGUCUCAUUGGAGAGGCUGCCCACGUACGAGCGAGUUCGCCGAGGCAUCUUCAAGGAUUUACGAGGCGAACGGAAAGUGGUGGACGUGAGGGAACUGGACGCGGAGGAGAGGAAGCUGCUCUUGGAAAGAUUGAUGAAGUGGGCGGAUCAUGAUCCCGAAAAAUUGCUCGAUCGGAUUAGACGCCGGUUUGACGCGGUGAGUUUGGGUUUUCCGAAGGUGGAGGUUCGAUUUGAACACUUGACGGUGGAAUGUUUUGUGCACGUAGGAAGCAGAGCGCUGCCCACAAUUCCUAAUUAUAUCUGCAACAUGGCCGAGGCGCUUUUGAGGCAGCUGCGGAUAAGCAGAAGGAAGAGAAGUAAAAUGAGAAUAUUAGGAGACAUCAGUGGAAUAAUCAGGCCUUCGAGACUGACGCUACUAUUGGGUCCACCAAGCUCUGGAAAAACAACUCUACUCCUAGCUCUUGCUGGGAGGCUGGGACCUGGUUUGCAGAUGUCAGGGAGCAUCACAUACAAUGGACAUGGUCUGGAUGAGUUUGUUCCCCAGAAAACAUCUGCUUAUAUUGGCCAACAAGAUUAUCAUGCAGCAGAGAUGACUGUAAGGGAAACACUCAAGUUUGCUGGACGUUGUCAAGGUGUUGGGUUUAAAUAUGAUAUGUUAGUGGAACUUGCUAGAAGAGAAAAGAAAGCUGGUAUAAAACCUGAUGAAGAUCUUGAUAUAUUUAUGAAGUCACUAGCUUUGGCGGGACAGGAAACAAAUCUUGCGGUAGAGUACAUCAUGAAGAUAUUAGGUUUGGACUCUUGUGCUGACACAUUGGUAGGAGAUGAAAUGCUUAAGGGCAUCUCAGGUGGCCAAAAGAAGCGACUUACUACAGGUGAACUCUUAGUAGGCCCAGCGAGAGUGAUGUUCAUGGAUGAGAUAUCCACUGGUCUUGAUAGUUCAACCACUUAUCAGAUUAUCAGAUAUCUUAAGCACUCAACCCAUGCACUUGAUGCAACCACUAUCAUAUCUCUUCUUCAGCCAUCGCCAGAGACAUUUGAGCUGUUUGAUGAUAUCAUUCUUUUGUGUGAGGGUCAGAUUGUGUAUCAAGGCCCUCGUGAAUCUGCUCUUGAAUUUUUCAACUUGAUGGGAUUUACUUGCCCUGAGAGAAAGAAUGUGGCAGAUUUCUUGCAAGAAGUUACAUCUAAAAGGGACCAAGAACAGUAUUGGGCUAUGCUUGACCGCCCUUACCGGUACAUACCUGUUGGCAUGUUUGCACGAGCAUUUCACCUUUAUCGUGAAGGAAAGAAUUUGUAUGAAGACCUGAGUAUUUAUUUCGAUAGACGUUAUAAUCAUCCAGCAGCCUUGGCAACUUAUAGCUAUGGCGCAAAAAGGCGUGAUCUUUUAAAGACCAGCUUCCGGUGGCAGAAGCUGCUAAUGAAACGAAAUUCGUUUAUUUAUGUUUUUAAAUUUGUUCAGCUUCUUUUGGUUGCUUUGAUCACAAUGAGUGUUUUCUUCCGGACAACAACUCAUCACAAUACUAUCGAUGAUGGAGGCAUUUAUCUUGGUGCCCUAUACUUCUCUAUGGUUAUUAUUCUCUUUAAUGGUUUUACGGAGGUGCCAAUGUUGGUCACAAAGCUUCCACUACUUUACAAGCACAGAGACUUGCAUUUUUAUCCUAGCUGGGUUUAUACACUCCCUUCUUGGGUCCUCAGUAUCCCCACUUCCCUCAUGGAGGCUGGAUGCUGGGUGGCAGUCACAUACUAUGCAAUUGGAUUUGAUCCUGCAAUUUCUGGAUUUUUCCAGCAGUUCUUGCUAUAUUUCUGUUUGCACCAGAUGUCUAUAGCUCUUUUUCGUUUGAUAGGAUCCUUGGGCCGGAAUAUGAUAGUAGCCAAUACCUUUGGAUCCUUCGCCAUGUUGGUUGUGAUGGCUCUUGGAGGAUAUAUAAUUUCAAGAGAUCGAAUACCAAUUUGGUGGAUAUGGGGCUUUUGGAUUUCUCCUUUGAUGUAUGCACAAAAUUCCGCUUCUGUAAAUGAGUUUCUUAGACAUUCUUGGGAUAAGAGAAUUGGAAAUCAAUCUAGCUAUCCAUUGGGUGAGGCACUAUUAAGAGAGCGGAGCUUAUAUGCAGAGGGCUAUUGGUAUUGGAUUGGUGUUGGUGCAAUGAUCGGAUACACAGUUCUAUUCAACACGCUAUUCACAAUCUUCUUAGCUUACCUCAAGCCCUUGGGAAGGAAACAAGCUGUAGUCUCAAAGGAGGAGCUGCAAGAGAGAGAAGAGAGAAGGAAAGACAGAAGUGUUCCCAUGAAGCUGAGAGACUACUUGCGUCAAUCAAGAUCAAGUGCAAUAGCUUUUAAGCAAAGGGGAAUGGUUCUCCCAUUUCAACCACUUUCCUUGGCUUUCAGCAAUAUCAAUUACCAUGUGGAUGUCCCUUUGGAAUUGAAACAACAAGGGAUACUGCAAGACAGGCUACAACUGUUAGCUAAUGUUACUGGAGCUUUUAGGCCUGGUGUACUAACAGCAUUGGUUGGAGUAAGUGGUGCUGGAAAAACCACCCUCAUGGAUGUAUUAGGUGGAAGAAAAACAGGCGGCAUCAUAGAAGGGGACAUAUAUAUCUCUGGCUACCCCAAAAGGCAAGACACUUUUGCAAGAAUUUCUGGCUACUGUGAGCAGACUGAUGUUCACUCCCCUUGCUUGACAGUUUUGGAAUCGCUACUGUUCUCUGCAUGGCUUCGAUUACCUUCAGAUGUUAACUUUGAGACAAAAAAGGCUUUUGUUGAAGAGGUAAUGGAGCUUGUAGAGCUUACUUCACUAAGUAGAGCACUUGUUGGUCUACCAGGAAUUGAUGGAUUGUCAACAGAACAACGAAAAAGAUUAACUAUAGCGGUUGAACUAGUUGCUAACCCUUCUAUAGUCUUCAUGGAUGAGCCCACAUCAGCGUUGGAUGCUCGUGCUGCUGCUAUUGUGAUGAGAACUGUGAGAAAUAUAGUAAAUACAGGACGAACUAUUGUCUGCACAAUUCAUCAGCCUAGCAUUGACAUAUUUGAGUCUUUUGAUGAGCUUCUGUUUAUGAAGCGUGGGGGAGAGAUCAUAUAUGCUGGUCCACUUGGCCCUAGGUCAUGUGAGCUAAUCAAGUAUUUUGAGACAAUUGAAGGAGUCCCAAAGAUUAAAACUGGAUAUAAUCCUGCUGCAUGGAUGCUGGAUGUUACUUCUUCAGAAGAAGAAAGCCGUCUGGGAGUGGACUUCGCCGAGAUCUAUCGAAGAUCAAGUUUAUUCCAACGUAACAAAGAACUGGUUGAAAGCCUGAGCAAGCCAAGCAGCGAUUCAGUAGAAUUGCAUUUUCCAACCAAGUAUUGCAGGUCAUUUUUUGACCAGUUUCUAACAUGUCUUUGGAAGCAAAAUCUAUCUUACUGGCGUAACCCACAAUACACUGCUGUGCGCUUCUUCUACACUGUCAUCAUCUCACUGAUGCUUGGGACAAUAUGCUGGAGAUUUGGUGCAAAAAGGGAAACACAGCAAGAUCUAUUCAAUGCCAUGGGGUCUUUGUAUUCAGCAAUCUUGUUCAUUGGCAUCACAAAUGGCACGUCUGUUCAACCUGUUGUUUCUAUUGAAAGAUCUGUUUCGUAUCGAGAAAGAGCUGCAGGGAUGUAUUCAGCCUUCCCAUUUGCAUUUGCUCAGGUUGUUAUUGAGUUUCCUUACGUGUUUGCACAAGCCAUGAUAUACUGCUCAAUAUUCUACUACAUGGCUUCUUUUGACUGGACUGCUGAAAAAUUUAUUUGGUACAUGUAUCUGAUGUAUUUUACCAUGUUGUACUUCACAUUCUAUGGAAUGAUGACCACGGCUCUCACGCCAAAUCAUGAUGUUGCUUCCAUCAUAGCCGCUCCAUUUUAUAUGUUGUGGAACCUUUUCAGUGGUUUUAUGAUCCCUCAUAAGAGAAUCCCUAUAUGGUGGAGAUGGUACUAUUGGGCAAACCCAGUAGCAUGGACACUCUAUGGUCUUGUGAUUUCACAAUAUGGUGAUGAUAAUAAGUUGGUGAGGUUGUCUGAUGGAGACAAAUUUAAGAGUACAAGACAUGUACUUAAUGAUGUUUUUGGGUAUAGGCAUGAUUUCUUAGGCGUUGUUGCUGUCACGGUGGCUGGUUUCUGCACUCUUUUUGCUGUGAUAUUUGCCUUUGCAAUUAAGUUCUUUUGCUUUCAAAGGAGAUGAUGAGAACGAUCUGUUUGCCACCAGCAACUGUACUUUUGAAAUUUUGAAAUAAUAUAUGAAUUUUGUGUA